AUGGGCUCUAUUACGGAUCUUCCCUACCUGAAGACCAACCCCAAGGUCAUUUUCUUUUCGGAUUUCGAUGGGACUAUCACGCUCGAGGAUAGCAAUGACCACAUGGUUGACAACCUAGGCUAUGGCCAGGCCAAGCGCCGCGCAGGAAAUGUUGCGGUCCUCGAAAACAAGGCUAGCUUCCGUGACGCUUUUCGGGACAUGCUCGACAGCGUUAAGACCCCUUUCAAUGAAUGUCUACAGAUUCUCCAGAAGAACAUGCGCCUAGACCCCCAUUUCACGGAGUUCUACUACUGGGCUAAGGAGAACAACGUACCGAUUGUGAUUUUGUCCUCUGGCAUGGUUCCCGUUAUUCAGACUUUACUGGAGACUCUCCUUGGUCACAAUCUCGACGACCAUCUGACAAUUGUCGCCAAUGAUGUUGAAAGCCGAGAUGGAAAGGACAUAAACACCCCUGGUGGGUGGCAGAUCAGAUACCACGAUGAUAGCCAUUUCGGCCACAACAAAUCAUUGGAAAUCAAACCGUACGCUGCAGUGCCUUUUCACGAGCGCCCCACUCUACUGUAUGCUGGUGAUGGUGUCUCGGACUUGUCCGCUGCAGCGGAGACAGACCUCCUGUUCGCCAAGGCCGGAAAGGAUUUGAUCACCUUCUGCGAGCGAGAAGGGAUGCCAUACACUGUCUUUGAGAAUUGGUCCUCGAUCCUGGCCACGACGAAGGAUAUCUUAAGUGGCAAGGUCUCUGUUCGCGCGGGCAUCCAGCUCGCAAUUGUUGCCAGCGUCAUUUUGCUUUUUAUUGUCACAUUAGAUAACAGAUUUCGCGUCCUCCCGGCUUCCAUCCACGGCCAUCUUCCCUCUCACUAUUCCGGGUUUGUCGUCACCGAUGUCUCCGUGGUGACCUGCUCGGUCCUCAGCAUCUUGUCCGGCUGCAAGCCAUCGUCGCCAGAAUGGACACAAAUAGAAAAGGACUUAUAUUUACGAUCGGGGUGGACUUCUGCUGCAUACGUUCAGUUCCAACGAAAAAAGGAACAGGAUCUGCUUCCCUCGGAUAAGGUCGUCAUUGACCUGAAAAUCGGCCGACUAGAGCCACAGUUCAACAACGAUCCGAAAGAAGAUAGAGUCGCCUGGGAACAGCGCCCCGGUGGGUUAUGGUUGAAGAGAACGGCAAAACGACAUGCGAGCGAUUCUCACAAUGCAAUAACCUCCGUCGAUGUCCUUUUUGGUGCCGAUGCGGUGGAUCCUCGAGCAGGUUGGGAGGUUAGGGAUACUGCAGUGUUGCUGGAUAGUCGGACGGAGGACCUGGAAGCUCGGAUUACGGUCCGCAGGGGAGACCCGUCGAAAGUUAAAAAGCCGGUGCCGAGGAUCAACGAAAAUGGCCGUUUUAAGAUUAUGCAGCUGGCGGAUUUACACUUGAGUACUGGGCUUGGCCACUGCCGAGACCCUGUGCCCGAAGAGCUUGUCCCCGGUCAAGGAUGUGAGGCAGACCCACGAACGUUGGACUUUGUGGAGAAACUUCUGGAUGAGGAGCAACCGGACUUGGUCAUUCUGAGCGGAGACCAAGUGAACGGUGAGACAUCGAAGGAUGCCCAGAGUCCGCUUUACAAGUCUGUCAAGCUGCUAGUUGACCGCAAAAUUCCCUAUGCGGCUAUUUUCGGGAACCAUGAUGAUGAAGGUAAUCUAGAUCGCCAACAAUCCAUGGCUUUGCUGGAAGAGCUGCCAUACUCACUAUCAUCGGCCGGUCCGGAAGACGUAGAUGGUGUUGGAAACUACAUCUUGGAAGUACUGGGCCGUGGGAAUACCGACCACUCGGCCCUUACACUUUACCUUCUCGACUCCCACUCGUAUUCUCCUGAUGAACGUCAGUUCCGAGGAUAUGAUUGGAUCAAACCGAGCCAGAUUCGCUGGUUCAAAAGCACAGCGCAAGGGCUGAAAAACAAACAUCACAAAUAUGCCUAUAUGCAUAUGAACAUGGCAUUCAUUCACAUUCCGCUGCCUGAGUUUGCGCAGAGCGGAAACUAUUUCCGAGGAAAUUGGUCGGAACCUUCCACCGCGCCAGGUUUCAACUCAGGAUUCAAGGAUGCACUCGAAGAAGAAGGCAUCCUGUUUGUCGGGUGUGGACAUGACCACGCCAACGAUUACUGCGCUCUCAGCAAAAAUUCGGCGGACAAGCCGUCACUUUGGAUGUGCUACGGAGGAGGUAGUGGCUUUGGUGGUUACGGAGGCUAUGGCGGCUUUGUCCGCCGCGUGCGAUUCUACGAUUUUGAUAUGAACGCUGGCCGAGCUGUGACGUACAAACGGCUGGAAUAUGGCGACGUCGAUUCCAGAAUCGAUGAGAUGAUGAUCAUCGAUGGGGGCGCAGUGAAGGGCCCAGAUUGA
Aspergillus versicolor CBS 583.65 is the source of this 2370-nucleotide messenger RNA. RefSeq lists its product as uncharacterized. The transcript has 7 exons. Lineage: Eukaryota; Fungi; Ascomycota; Eurotiomycetes; Eurotiales; Aspergillaceae. Gene Ontology annotation, molecular function: phosphoprotein phosphatase activity. The coding region runs from base 1 to 2370 and encodes 789 amino acids. The record is from RefSeq and is a predicted model, not a curated record. Gene Ontology annotation, cellular component: cytoplasm.